AACAUCUUCUUUCACCCACUGUCGAAAGUCCCUGGACCUCGCGCAUGGUCAGCAUCACGCCUUCCUUACGCCCACGCACUCUUUCGGGGAGCCAUGAUCCCUGACCUUCAGAAGCUGCGUCGAAGAUAUGGCCCUAUCCUACGAACCGCACCAGAUGAAGUCACCUUCGCCCAUCCAAAAGCCUGGGCGGACAUCUUUCAACCCCGUCCCCGCCAACAGCAAUAUCUAAAAGAUUCUCUUUGGUGGGGCGCCCUUCGAACCCAAGAGCCUAUCGUGCUUCAAUAUGUCAGCCUGUCGAUUGAGCGACUGCGCGAACCAACGCCUGCCGACAGCCCUGAGGGCACUGUGAUAAACAUAUUCCCGUGGCUUAACUAUACCAAAUUCGAUAUCUUCGGAGAUUUAGCAUUCGGCGAGUCAUUCGGCUGUCUUCAAGACUCAAAAUAUCACCCCUGGAUUGCCUUGAUCUUCAACAGCAUCAAAGCUAUCGCGUUCCUGUCUGCUGUCAAAUUCUUUCCGCUCCCACUCAUUCCCCGCGUGCUUGCGCAUGCAUUCUCGGAUAAAGCGCUCAGAGAGCGGGAGCAGCAUCAGGGAUUGGCGGUUGAGAAGGUGGAUCGGAGACUUGCUGUGGAGCAUGAUGGCGGCAAGAAGGAGAUGUCUAGGGAGGAGAACUAUUCGAAUCUAAAUCUCAUCAUUUUGGCUGGCUCGGAGACGUCGGCAGCAGCUAUUUCAGGCUGUACAUACCAUCUCGCCGUGAAUGCUGACAUUCGUAGACAAGUUGAGGGAAUGAUCCGGGCGGAGAAGGAUAUCACGUUCGAAUCCACGUCGAAUAUGGAAUUCCUUGAUGUUGUCAUUCAUGAGAGUAUGCGAAAGUAUCCUUCGCAGCCUAUUUUCACGCCCAGAGUUGCUCCCACAGGGGUCGCAGCUGACAGUGCUAAUGGAGACGACGGUGGGAAUAUACCAACCGGUCGCCUACAACUCAAAGCGAAAUUUUCUAGACCCGAUUCUUUUGAUCCCUCUCGAUGGCUCGGAAAUCCAGGAUGCGGAAACGGUCGAAGAGCAGUAUUCAAGCCAUUUUCUGUCGGUCAUCGGAAUUGCAUUGGAAAGCAUUAG
Messenger RNA from Mytilinidion resinicola, 1110 nucleotides. RefSeq names its product cytochrome P450. The record is from RefSeq and is a predicted model, not a curated record. Gene Ontology annotation, molecular function: heme binding; iron ion binding; monooxygenase activity. NCBI's taxonomy places the organism in Eukaryota, Fungi, Ascomycota, Dothideomycetes, Mytilinidiales, Mytilinidiaceae. The annotation marks the transcript as partial. The transcript is spliced from 4 exons.